Molecule: messenger RNA, 1110 nt
Organism: Lytechinus variegatus (green sea urchin)
Lineage: Eukaryota; Metazoa; Echinodermata; Echinoidea; Temnopleuroida; Toxopneustidae
Exons: 6
Coding region: 1-1110 (369 amino acids)
Biological process (GO): netrin-activated signaling pathway
Cellular component (GO): membrane
Molecular function (GO): netrin receptor activity
Source: RefSeq, a predicted model, not a curated record
AUGGAUGAUGAUGAAGAAGAUGACUGUAUCCACUUGGAAAAGCACGGUAUCACGGUCAGAAUUUCGAAAUAUGAAAUUUACGACGCAAAUGAUAUAAAUGUGGAAGUGAUUGAAGACGUUCCACCCGAGCUAGAGCUGAAAGAAAAGGAGGCCAUCAUCUCGGUCGGAUUAAAGAUGACGCCUUCUGAAGCAAUCUUUGACAGUCCCGUGAAAGUAACGAUGCCCCAUUGUGGUAUAUUCACACAGCCAGAGGCCGCGGAGAUCUGCACUUAUUAUCGAAAAAGUGCUUCUUCGAGUUUUUGUGCAAUUCCAUCGACGAGCACAAGUACCCCAUGGUGUGUCGUGAGAGACCGUGACCUAGAUAUAUACUUAAACCACUUCUCUGAAUAUUGGAUUGUGGCUGCCAUUAAAUGGGCAUUUCUUGGAAAACGUGUUAUUUGUACGCCAAACAUACCUGUGUCACCGAAGAAGGAUGAUGUACACGUGGUAUUUGUUCAAGUACGAGAUGAAAACGUUAAGGGAGAGACCCUUUAUGGAUACGAGGCACCAAUGUUGGGAGAACAAUUCUUACUGAGGUGGUAUUCAAGUGCGUUAAAUAUCACUUGUCCAGAAAGCACAAAAAAAAAUAUUCCAAAGACUCUAGAGGAAAGUGAGUUGUGCUACCUGUCAAAUCAGAGGGUUAUGUUCAAAGUGGAUACACGUGACAUACAAGGAAAUAAAGUGAUAUUACAGUUCAUCUUAAAGCAACACACGGAAAAGGAGAUAUUUGUUCCAAUGAAUCUAAUUGCUCCACUGACCAACCAGCAUAAACAUGAUCCACAUGCUUCAAUAGCAGCCGAAGACGAUGUUCCCUCAACUGCUAGGAAAGUGACCGACAAAACACUUAUUGAGUUGGCAGAGCACAUUCCACCCUCUCAUUACUACAAUCUAAGUAUAAAUCUUGGAAUCGAGUACAACAUCGCGAGGAACAUUUUAAGCAGGCAUAGAGAUGACAAUGUGGAAGCCAUGAGAGAAUGCUUUUCAAUGUGGAAGAAUAAAUUGGCUCCAAGUGUGGACGAUUUAAACAAACUUCUUACAGAUGUUGAAUUAGGGAUGUUAUUCGUUCGUUAG